ACCUAUAAAUGGAAACCUACUGUGCUCCACAGUUAUCUAGAUGGCAAGAGGCACCGGCUCAUGUCCAGUUGAGAAGUGAAGGCAAAGCAAUGUAGACACGGUACUGUAUGUCCAAACAAACGCUCAACACAAGCAACAGCAUGGCCUUGGAGCAGCCACAUGGGGCCUUAGGAAAGGUUUCCGUUGUCUUUGCAACCAAGCUCAAGUCAUUUACCUUCCUGCCAAUUCUGAAAAAGCUGCCUACAGAGAACAGGGUUAAAUCAGUGUGGUCGAGUAAACUGAGUGAGGCUUUAGGAGACCAUGAGGCUGCCGAGGGGAAAACAAUCGAUGAAGGUUCCUACAAGGCCGAGGUUGUGUACGUUAGUGACAUGGAGCCCCAAAAGAUAACCAAGCACUCUGAAACUCAGAAAUCUACUAAGUCAGAUAUUGCUCCAUUGCCUACCCCAGCUGUGGCUCAUGAUGAAAUAGUUUGCACAAGUCCAAAGCCUAGCCCUGGCACCCUGGGCACAGCUGAUAAUAAACAUCCAAGGACCUCUCAGCUAGGGUGUCACAAUACUGGAGCUGAGGUCAGGUCAGGGCUGUUAUUAAACAGUGAGUCUCAGAGAGAGGAGGAGGUCCUGAGCCCAGUCAGCUCUGUGGAACUUUUUACAUCACCUUUCUCUUCUAAAGAGUCCAUCCUCUCUGAAGGCUGGGAGCAGGAAACAGGCUGGUCUGUGCUCCAAAUGCUGUCUCCCAGUGGUUCUAUCUCACCUUGUUCAUCUGUGAGGUCAGGGGCCUUUACCCCUUCAGUGAUGAGAAUCAAGUGCCACACACUGGCCCCAGGCUCCAGCCUAAUGAAGAUGCCACUCACCUCCUGCCAGACACAUGGUUGCAACAAACAUAUCACCUCGCCAUGCCCCUUGUCCACCCGUGCCCGACACAGGCCCCCACCCACACAGCUGUCACUAUUAACAGCCAUCUUGAGGAAGGGCCGUUUGCCAGUCCUUUCUUCUGCCUUGCAGAGGCCCUACUCUCCUUGUUGGCCCAUUAGCCCAGUCAACAUGUCCUCCUGCAUGGCCUGUUCAGCAGCUUCAAAGGUAGCUCCCAUGGUGGACUUACGACCAAAGUCUUGCAUGUCUAAAGGCACAAUAUGUACACAGCCCAGUUGCAAAACAAGACAAAAUCCCCCAGUUUUAAUCGCCAAGACAGAGCCUGUGUCACCCAAGGAGCAGAACAAAGGAAACAUCUCGUCAACAGCAACACAAUCAACAGAUGCAAUAGAAUCUAACACACAUUCAGCCAGAAGUAGGAUUAUUUCAUCACCAGAAGGAAGAAGCUCUGUGACUUUGACAAGUUGUAGCACACCUCCUGGAGCACACCUAUACAAACGAACCCAUAAAGGCAUUCAUGUAUCCACAGACCCCAGCUUGAUGCUUGCUUCAUCUUCCUCCACGCCAAUGUCUUUUUCUCCUGAAUCCAAUUUAGACUCCCAAAUCCAAGGAAAUGGACACAAACCAAAUGAUACCUCUCCUAUUGUGAGAAAUACAAAACCUAGCCAGACGCUAUCCUCUGAUUUGAAACUUAUGCAGAUGGAAGAUGAACCAUGUCCUACCCCUGAUCACAAACAGUCUCAAGACAUCUUGGCUUCAGCAGUCCCAAAGUACACAGAUGUCAUACCAGGUUCUCAUUUGCGAAAUGACAGGAAAAUCUUCCAUGAAUUACAGAAAGUUCAUUCACCAUCUCCAGUUUUUCAACAUUCUCCUUCCCCAAGGGUCACUGGUCUCACUCAUCUCUCUAACACCCCUUCUAUUUCACCUGUCCUCCCCUCACCGAGACCAGGCUCCUGCUCUUCUACAUCAGACCGCUACACGUUGUCUUCAUCUCCAGCAAUCCCUGAUUAUCACCUCUCACCAUCUCCUUCUUCCUCACUCCGUUCUACACCUACUCUAUACCUAAGGGACCGUACUCCAGACUGCAUAGACAGGGGUCCCAAAAAGCCAUACAAGAUCAAGUCCACCUAUAAAGCUCUUGCUGCUAUUCCAACAAAUACACUCCUUCUGGAACAGCAGGCAAUUGAUGAUGAGGUUAAUAAGAAUGUUCCUCUGGACCCUCGCGACAGUUUUGCAUGGGAGGACCCUCAUUCUCAGAUGUGCAGCCCUGCCCAGCUCCGACAGCAGUCCACAGAGCUGUAUCAAGUGAUUGAUGAAGUAUUAAAGGACAACAGAACUGAACCGUCAAGCCCUGCAAACAAACUCACUGUGAAGUCGGUGGCAUCUGAGACAACAAGGAAACUAACACCAUCGCCACCACCAAGACCAGGACGAGAAACAAAAUAUGCGAAUUUUCAUCACCAACCUCCUGCUGAAAAAACACUGACAAAGCCUGGGGUCAUAAGGCCAGCCAUGGUUGUGUCGAUGUUAAAUGAUGACAAAGAGAAAAGUUGUUUUUCGGAAACCUUUCAAAGACAGCAAGAUAGUUUCUCCACUGGCCACCAGUACAAGCUUGCCAGCAGUAUGUUGUCCACGAAGGAUGAACCUCAUGGACAAGGAGAUUUGGAAGGGAAGACAGAUUCCUGUGAGGGACCUGAGAAGUGUAUGUCAAGCUCAUCUCUUGUGAUGAAUCAGGCCAGGGGACACAGCACUCCGUCACCAACAAGCACAUCUCUAUAACCUAUGAAGGUUGAAAAUGGAAACCCAUGGUACUCACAUUUAAGUGUCCACACAAAAUGAGUUCGACAAAGAAAGCAAGCAAGCAAGUAAUGGAACAAGAUGAGCUCUAACAUUGUGAAAUCACACAGUGAAACUUCCAAGGACGACAGUCUUCUAUAAUUGUCAUUUCUGUUCUACCUUCAAAAAAAAGUUCAUUAUGAAAUAAUAUUAUCCUAACACAAUUCGAUUUCAGUAUUACUUGGAAAUGUGAUUUAAUGUAAUCUUUCUCUUGAUUAUGUGAACAGGAAAUGCAUGUCACUUUUUAAAGGGUUUUAUAUCGCAAUGCAUUUAUUAGAGGGUCAGAGGAAAAUUAAGAAACUGUUUUGUACCAACUGUUUUGGUUUCUUCUGCCUUUUUUCUAUCAUCUGAUUUUGUUUCCUGCUUUUGUUUCCACAUGAUUACACAAUUCAGUCUUUACUGUUCUACAAAUCUGUCCUUAGGGUCCUUAAUUGGUCCACUGCAAAAAAUUAUAUCUUAGCAAGUGAAAAGAUCUUGAAAAUAAUUGAAACGACCUAGCAUUUCCUAUUAGAAGAAUACAAGGCACCAAUUCUGAGAUUAUUAAACCUUGUUCUAGAUUGCAACCAACUUAUUCUAAAAUGUCUUAUCAAGUAAAAAUAUCUGUCCAUGCAGCAAGAUAAUUUCACUAGUAUUAAGUAAUUUUCUCCUCAAAUUCAGUAGUCAAUUUUUUGCAGUGUCCACAGUUUGCUCUCCUACAGAUCCUUACACGUCUUUAGUAAGGAUAGAGUGCUCUUCAGAGCUUUGUUUGUGUUUGAGAAGCUGGGCGAGAGCAAAAUGUGGACCAUUUAAUGGAAGCCCUAAGAACCAAUUCGAGAAGGAUUGCAUUAUUGCACAAAGUUAAAGGAGGACACCCUGCACAAAAUUGUAUGUAUUUUAUAAAUCCAUACUUUCAAGUAUUGGUUUAUGGUAUGUGUAAAUUAUUUGUGCUGUAUUCUGAAAUAAAAAUAGCUUGGAAUGACA
Messenger RNA from Neoarius graeffei (lesser salmon catfish), 3665 nucleotides. It is a transcript of the gene mlip, whose product is annotated as muscular LMNA-interacting protein. Gene Ontology annotation, molecular function: transcription corepressor activity; lamin binding. NCBI's taxonomy places the organism in Eukaryota, Metazoa, Chordata, Actinopteri, Siluriformes, Ariidae. Gene Ontology annotation, biological process: negative regulation of transcription by RNA polymerase II. Bases 108 to 2648 code for a protein of 846 amino acids. The transcript is spliced from 12 exons. The record is from RefSeq and is a predicted model, not a curated record. Gene Ontology annotation, cellular component: nuclear envelope; sarcolemma; PML body.